UGUAAUGGUGGGGAUUAUUGAUUAUUUUGAGGAGUCUCUUAACUGUCAAUUCUCCCUCGCUCCCUCCUCCCUCCCUCCCUCUCUCUCUCUCCUCUCCUCUCCUCUCCUCUCCUCUCCAUGGCUGAAGGCACCUCUUCCAAACCCUAAAAGAUUCAUCAAAUCUAUGCGUUUUUACAUUAUCCUAAAUAUGAGAUACACUAUACAGUUUCUGUUUUUGGAAUGAUACCAGGACCUGUUUGUUGUAUUGCUCAUAGAGAGACAGAGAAGAAGAAUAGCAUUAUCUCUGGGUCGGGUAUUGAAGGUUUCCGUAUCGGGGUGAGCUCGAUGAUGGUUUCUGAUCCUGAUCUGGUACAGUAUGCCUGCAUUGCAAAGGGAACAACGGUCCUCGCUGAAUUCAAUUCCAGGGAUGAAAGCCUCGGAUCAAUCGCCGCGAAAUGCCUGGAGAAAACGCCGCCGUUUCAUUCCACCUUCACUCACACCGUUAGGCGUCAAACCUACAGCUUCCUGAUCCACGAUCCUUUUGCUUAUUUCGCCAUUUUUGAUGAAAAUAUGGAGAACUUUGAGGGGUUGGCAUUUCUGAGAAGGGUGAAGGAAGCUUUCGAUGUGGUUUACAAUGGGGAUUUGGGGAAAAGGAAAUUGGAACGUUUGACUUCCCAUUGUUUUCAGGGUGAAUUUAAUCCGGUUUUCCAUCAAUUGGUGGGUCCUGGGCCAGAUAUGGACAGCCCGGAUUCGCCGGUCGGGGGGCGAUUAGUGGAAAGCGGGGUUAUGUAUUCCGAUUCGGGUUCUCUGAGGGGAAGACCAAAUGGGGAUUUUGGAAAGAGCUCGAAGAAGAAGAGGCUAUUUGGUGAAUUCAAAACGGGUGAUGGCAGAAGGGUAAAUGGGAGAAGAGAUUUCGAGAAGAAGCUUGAUAAGAACAACAAUGAUGAUCAUGAGGGGGGAGACGGAAUCGGAAUGAGCCGGGAGUAUUCGCUUGUAAUGCACAAAAAUGGGUUGUGCUCUGGAGAAUUAAUGGGACACCAUAAGGCUAAGAAAGUCUGGAAAAAGCAAGUUUGGGUUGUUUUAUCGCUCGAUUUGUUCGUUUGUGCUAUCUUGUUCAUCGUCUGGUUGUGGGUUUGCCGAGGCUUCAAAUGCAUUGACAGUUGAAUUUUAUUCAGAAAAUUGUGUGUUCUUCGAUCCAUCUUGAUGAUCUGCUGUUGAAAUGGAGUGGCAGAUUAUGGUGGCGAAGGUACCGCUGUAAUAUAAGGUUAGUCUGGCUUAUGCUGGUAAUGUUUUGAGUUUCCUUUAUGACAACAUUAAAGUCUGUAAUAGUAAAAGGAUAAGAUGAUGUGGUUGUUAUGUCUGUACACUAUUUCAUUGGAUGCUUUAAGAUUGCGUAUAAAACAUAUUAUAGGAUUAAAGAUUGUGCCUUUAUAGUGGUUUAA
Messenger RNA from Olea europaea var. sylvestris, 1421 nucleotides. RefSeq names its product phytolongin Phyl2.2-like. Bases 220 to 1143 code for a protein of 307 amino acids. The record is from RefSeq and is a predicted model, not a curated record. Gene Ontology annotation, cellular component: membrane. NCBI's taxonomy places the organism in Eukaryota, Viridiplantae, Streptophyta, Magnoliopsida, Lamiales, Oleaceae. The transcript has a single exon.